Molecule: messenger RNA, 921 nt
Organism: Penicillium longicatenatum
Lineage: Eukaryota; Fungi; Ascomycota; Eurotiomycetes; Eurotiales; Aspergillaceae
Product: NmrA/HSCARG family protein
Exons: 3
Coding region: 1-921 (306 amino acids)
Source: RefSeq, a predicted model, not a curated record
AUGUCCAAGUUGAUUACUGUUUUUGGAGCCACUGGAAACCAGGGUGGCUCUGUUAUCCGCACUAUUCUUGCGGAUUCAUGCCUGUCCAAAGAGUUCCGUAUCAGGGGGGUCACCCGCGAUGUGAACAAGGAUUCUUCGAAAGCGUUGACUGCUCAAGGAGUUGAAGUUGUUCAGGGCGACAUGUCGUCCCCCGAAGACAUGAAGAGAGUUGUGCAGGGCUCAGAUAUUGUGUUUCUCGUCACCAAUUUCUGGGAACAUCAGUCGGCCGAGCCAGAGAUUGCUCAGGGCAAGACCGUUGCAGAUGCUUGUAAAGCAGAGGGCGUGAGGCAUCUGAUCUUCUCGUCUUUGAUUGAUGUAACCAAAGAGUCCAACGGCCGCCUUGUUCACGUUACGCAUUUCGAUGGAAAAGCAGAGAUUGAGCGAUAUAUUAGACAAAUUGGCCUUUCAGCUUCCUUUGUCAUGCCUGGGAUCUUUACAACUGAAUUGUUCAACUUGAUUCACAAGCAGGAGGAUGGCUCUUGUAUUCUUGCAACGCCCACAUCGACUCAAUCGCCUGCACCUUUCAUUGACAUUGUUGCCGAUAUGGGUAAAUUUGUUUGUGCGGCCAUGUUGAAUCAGUCCGACUCAGGUCAGAACACCAUUUGUGCCUCCAGCGAUUAUUAUAAGUGGGAUGAUAUCCCUUCGCACUUUGAAGCAGCGACUGGGAAGAAAUUGAUGGUCGUGACUGUUCCAGGUGAAGUAUUCAAAUCAUUCCUACCUGGGCUGUCCCCUGAGAUGAAGGAAGAGAUCUACGAGAACUUGAUGCUCCUUGAGGAUCCUGGAUAUUAUGCCGGUGCCGAUUUGACUUCGAGUUUGAACCUCUUGUCUGAAAAGCCUGUGGGAUUGACUGAAUUCUUUACGCUGAACAAGGACAGAUGGUGA